CAGCAGGCGGAGACAGAAAGACGGAAAAAAGCUUUGACAACGGCGCGUGAAGGAUAAUACACAGUUAGGAGUUAUUGUUUGUGUUGCUAACCGUACAAACACGACUCUUUCAGAACGAAAGUGUUUUUUAAAGGUGUUGUAAAAGGAUAAUGAGGACGGAUGUGCCUGAUAUUGCCUGUCCCCGGAUGGACGCUGGAGAAGUUCAGGAGUAAAUGGCGCUGAGCCCCAGUACUGUGCAGGCUCUGAGACAACAGGAGCUCCAUGAUGGCUAGCGGACAGGGUGGUCAUGUUGAUCGUCCCCUGCUCUCAUCCUUCAGGCCAUCUUCAGCUCCUAAACUAAAUGUGCAGCGCUCGCUAUCCCGAGAGACCAUCACCAUCCAUUUCUCUGCAAUGGGGAAGGAGGAGGAUCAGGAGGAAGAGGGCUUAUACGGACCCUUAGACCUGCCAAGCGACGCAAUGACGAACAGUCAGGGAGUAGUAACGGCUUUGGAAGCAAGUGAAGACCUUGUUCUUGAAGGAGAUACAGAGGUGAAGUCUGUCAGUAAUGUUGAUGUUGAGUCCCUUUCAGCCAUGUCAGGUCAACAGAACACUAAUAAGCAGGAACACAGUUUUACUUGCUCUGCUUCUGCUGAGCCUACGAAGGGGACAGGAUCCGCAUCAGGCUCCACUAACUCCUCACCUUCCAAAUCAGUGUCCCUUCCCUCAAUGGACAAGGCUUUUCUCAACCUCAUAAAGUCUUUGUCUACAGAUUUGGAGCCCCGGGAAGGAGUCCCCGCUCCUCCGUCUUUGCGCCAUCGGCAGUUGAUGAAGAAUCUGGUCAAAUCUUUGUCUACAGACACAACCCAGGAUCCCACAGGAUCAAACCGCUCUUCAGACUCCCGCCUCAACCUGCAUCUCUUCAAACAGUUUACCCAACCCCGAGCCACUACAAGUGCAGGAGACUCCAAAACUGCUCCAUCGUCUCCUUUAACCUCACCUGACAACCGCACCUUCUCCUUCAAGGUGUCAGAGGUGGAGGCACGCAUUGAAGACACGAAACGCCGUCUUUCAGAAGCCAUUUCAGAUCCUUUGCACUUGAUUAGCAAGUUCAUUGGAGAUGACGCUUCCAGUAUUUACAGGCCUAAACCUCUUUCAUCCAGUGCCACAGAAUUGACAAGUUUUUCCACUCUGAAUGGCCAUCUUGAAAGCAACAAUAAUUACAGUAUCAAGGAAGAAGAAGGUGACCUGGAUGGUGAAGAUGUUACCCCAGAGGCAACUGAGCUGGCCUCAGCUGCUGAAAGCAAGACUGCCAAACCUUGUACAUCCUCUCUGGGACUGGAGAAGUGCUCCAUGUCCGCACUGGCCAAGCAGGAUGACGAAGAGUUCUGUGAACUUUACAGUGAAGAAUUUGAGUUCUCUGUGGAUACAGAGGGGCAGGUUGAUCACACUGAGGACACAAAGCCUGGAAGUGGUGCUUCCAAGCCUGCUAGUCAGAGCACAAACACUUUUAGUGAAGAUGAGAUAGAGUUGGUAUCGGCAUGUAGUAUUCCACAUAAGACUUUGUUAGCUCUGACCGUCAUUACCUAUGGAUACUUUAUUCUACCUUUGCCCACAUACCUUACAGGAAUGUUGCUGGGUGUAGCACUAGGAUUCAUGCUAGCCAUUGGUGUAGUGUGGCUAACAGGCCCAAAGCUACCAGGAAUUAGACGUUUAAGAGCACCGCGUGAUCUGUGGAACGUGGCGCAGUUGGAUAUCAAAGAGCCAGGCAUCUUCAAGGGAUGGAUGAACGAGAUUCAGAACUACAACCCGGAAAAGUACCAUGCAACACUGACCCACUCUGUGUUUGUGCGCUUGGAAGGCUCAACUUUGCGGAUCUCCAAACCCAACAAGAAUAUCGCCCGGCGAGCCAGUUACAACGAACCCAAGCCAGAAGUUACAUACAUCAGCCAGAAAAUCUAUGAUCUUACAGACAGCAAGGUGACCCUGGUGCCCCAGAGUCUCGCCAGGAAGCGGGUGUGGAACAAGAAGUACCCGAUACGCAUUGAGCUGGCCAAGCAGGAUGACUUCAUGUCUAAGGCAGAAGCAGACAGAGCCUCAGAAGAGAAGGAGAAUCAAGACAUUGUGGGCUCACAGGAAGGAGGAAGGGUGGGUUCAGACCGUGACCUGCCCACCAUCUACUUGUUUGGAAGGACAGGAAGGGACAAAGAGGAGUGGUUCCGGAGAAUUCUUCUAGCCUCAAAACUCAAAUCUGAAGCAGCUAAGAAGACAGCAAGCCUGCCAACUAGCAAGAGUGCUCCAGUGCUGUCCCAUAGCCGCAGCAGUAGCAGAGGCAGUCUGGAUGAGCUCCUGUCAUCCCAGGCAGCUAAGAAAGAGUCGAGUGUAAGUGCCAGACAGAGGUCUCUGUUGGAAUACAGUAUCUACAUGGCAAACUACAUCGGUCCUUCUAAAGCAACCAGUGCCAACACCAGUCCUGGAGAAAGCCCACACAGCAGCCCUGGGGUGGGCAAAAAGUUGCCAAGCAGCCCGGUAAAAGAAAAAGAGGAGGUGUCUGUGAGCUGGCUGAACGCUCUGAUUGGCCGGAUCGCGUGGGAUUUCUUCAGGGAGCAGCACUGGUCUGAAUGGGUGUCCAGGAAGAUACAGAUGAAGCUCAGUAAAAUCAGAUUGCCUUACUUUAUGAAUGAGCUGACGCUGACUGAGCUCGACAUGGGCGUGUGCACUCCCAGAAUCCUUUGGGCCUCUCAGCCCUCAGUGGAUCAUCAAGGUCUGUGGUUUGAUUUGGAAGUCUCUUACAAGGGUUCAUUCCUCAUGACUCUGGAGACGAAGAUGAACCUGUCGCGAUUGGGGAAGGAGGGUGAGGCUGUCGGCGAGUUUGGAAAAGAUGGGCACAGACCACGUACGUACUGCCUUGCCGAUAGCGAUGAGGAGUCGUCCAGUGCCGGGUCCUCUGAAGAGGACGAUGGGACGGAGAAUGUCUCUGAUAAAAACCUUCCACCGGGUGCAGAGGGAUACACUGGAGUCCACAGGCCGAGCAAGAUCAUGAAAUUCGUGGACAAGAUAACCAAGAACAAAUACUUCCAGAAGGCUACAGAGAAUGAGUUCAUUAAGAAGAAGAUAGAGGAAGUGUCAAACACACCACUUCUGCUCACUGUGGAGCUUCAGGAGUGUAAGGGAAUGCUGGCUGUCAACAUCCCGCCUCCCCCUACUGACAGGAUAUGGUACGGCUUCCGCAGCCCUCCUCUUCUGGAGCUAAAGGCUCGUCCUAAACUCGGAGAGAGAGAGGUGACGUUCGCACACGUUACUGACUGGAUAGAAAAGAAACUAGAGCAGGAGUUUCAGAAAAUCCUCGUGAUGCCAAACAUGGAUGACGUGUGGCUCACCGUCAUGCAUUCUGCCAUGGACCCUCGGUCAGACGUGAUGGUAACAGAGAGCAAGGGAGCCACGACAGUCCCCGAGGCUGACAUUCUAACCUCUGAGGGGCCGUGAAGGACCACUACUAGUUCUGGUAUUGGCCAAAUGAGAACUUAGGUUGUGGUUAGAAAAAGGGGGCCAUCAAGGGUGUUUUAUUCCUUGUGGAGUUUUUGAAGAAAAUGUGGAGGAUAUUAAGACAAUGCUGCUUUAAUUACAUUAUCAAUGAGAAGGUUCAUUCCUGUGGAAGAAAUAUGCGAGCACAAACAUGGAGAGUAUGUUUGGAGAUGGAGGACUUGAGAAAAAGAGUAAUGGGUAAUGUAGAUGCAGGAAGGACGACGACGUGCAAUGAAAAGCUAUGAAGGAAGAUCGAUGACUAUGCGAAUAUUUAAUCAGGUAAAGAUGGAAUAUCUGUAUUUAUGAGUGCAUAAAGUGUUCAAACAUUAACCUGUGAUUUAUAAUGAAGUGUGGCAGAGCAAAAGGUGUUCAACUCCACGUCUGGGAGAAUGAUUGCACUACGAUUUAGUACAUACUAAACAUCUUUGAAGAUUUUUUUUUUUUUUACAAACAGAUCUGAAUUUGAUUUCUGUGUGUAUUCUCUGCGCAUUUCAGCGCUUCUUGUGCACUAACACACCUGAUUUGGCUCUUCUUCUAAUUAUCACACUCUGCGUGAGCUGAAUGUGGAGGUAACACAUCAAGUCUUGGUGCAGACCGACUCAAAGACUACCCUCUGUAUGUGAUAGCAAGCUAUGUGAUUUUUGAUAAAUGAUUAGAUCUGUGGUAGGAUUGAUUGAUCUUGGAUCAGCUUUCAUGAUUACUGUGCCUGAGUACACUGCCCUCUAGGAAGUACUUUUCCUUGUACCUUGAAGGAGGUUAUUAGAAGACUAAUGUUUUGUGUGUGAGAGUUUAUAAGAGAAAAUGUAAAUGUCUAUGGGUAUAUUAAGGCGUAUGACCCACUGAUCUGCAUUUAAUAUGAUACUAGCAUCAAAUGCAUACAUCUAAACAAACAACUAAACAAUAGACCCGAGUGUCUCAUCUGAGCAUGUAAUUGUCCACAAUAUCACAGUAUAUCUGUCAGCAUAUAAACCCCUACCAGCACAUGCCUCCUGGGACAACACUGUGUUUAAGUGUGUGUUUGUGGUCUGUACUGGUUUACACUGCUAGCUCCAUUUCGAUAUGCACUGUAUCUAAACUCUCAUUGGAUACUUGUCAUUUAUCAGCCACCCUGUUUCUAAUUUCUCUACAUCACCUUUUCACUAGAGGCUUUUCCACACUCUAAAUUGAGAGCUGCACCUUUUUACCCAGUAGGGACCAUUGAUGUGGUUUUGCCUGUUAGUAACCAAAUACUGUGAUAUAACACAACACUAAUGAUGAUAUUUAUAUAGAGACACUCUGUCUAGCUGCAGCCAUACAACAUUAACUGGUUAACACACACUAAAAGAGUGAUUUAAAGUAAGCCAGCUUAUACCUAUACCCAUAAAACGUCAUGCAAUUUAAAGGUGCAGUCUGUAGUUUUUAAGUGGUUUUGGACCAAAUAAUCCUGUCAUAUGUGGCAGCCUGGGAAAACUUCAUAUGGUGAACUUUAUUAUACUUUAUUAUAACUUUAUUAUACUUCCCAUUUUUCUUGUAGACGUAUCUCAAACACAAAGAAAGUUAUAUCAUUUUUAAACUGGCCACAAAAAUUACAAACCGCUCCUUUAAAUUCCCCUGAUAAAUGCUCAUCUAAUGUUGGUUACCUCAUUAACACCAACAAAAUAACAUUACCUGUAAAACUAUUUGUUCACUAGCUAAAUAGAAUGCAAAACAUGAUGUGGUUACAGAGAUAUAUAAUUAAUUAGAAAAGAAACAUUUAUUAAAAUUAGGUCAUUAUUUCACCCCUGCAGUUUAUCUUUGCUUUGGCUCACACUUCUGCCCAAGCUUAGGCUUUGCCUGGCAGAGGGUCAGCUAGAAAGGGUUCCAGUUAUGGUGGUGCACGAUGGUAUACAAUCUGCUCGUGUGCUUAAUAUAAAUUUUUUGUUGUUGUUGAUAAUAUGGCAACGGUCACACAAUCAAAACUGGACCGUAAAAAACUUCAACAAGAUGAGAAACUUCCCAUGAGUACAUUCUUUAUCAUUAUCCUGUGAGUGAAUCAUCAUACCUCUCAGUGCCACAUUAGUGAGUGUGUAUGUGCAGGGGGGUAUGAUGGGGUAUAAUGGGGUGUUGAUGCAAUUAAUAAUAAUAGUACUAAUGUGUGUAUAUGUGUAUGUGUACAUAUAUAUACAUAUAUACAUAUAUACAUACAUAUACAUACAUGCGUGCACACACACACACACACAGUAUGCAGAAAGUAUGAUAGUAAUGAAUGUAUGAUUUUUGUAUUAUGUGUGUAUAUAGGUCUAGUGUAUACAGUUCACGCUACUAUAUAGAGUUUAUUAUUUGAUACAAAUGAAGAAAAUAUGAAGAUCUUUUAUUGAUAGAAAAAAAUGUAAUAUAUGUAUGUAAUUUAUGAGUGUAUGGCAAGCCGAUUUGCCUAAUAGGAAUCGAUUUGUAUUUAAAAAUCUCUGACCUUCCCAGUCCAGAUCCUAUGUGAAUGAAGCAAAUGACUUUGUUCCAUUUUCAGAGUUGUAAAAUCCAAGCAGUAAAAAAGCGAAAAUGUUAGUUUCGUGUCUGUUAGAAUUCCUACAUUUUGUUUGUUAGUUUGGGUUUUUUUCCAUCCAUCUUGUACAGCUGAGGCUUGGUGUGUUAAAUGCUGAUUAAACAGAGAUGAUAAAGCUUUAAACACUCACUAAUUGGUGUCUUACAGUCACCAUGGUGCCAUAAUGGUGCCAUAACUCGGCCUUGUUUGAGAUGUUACUAUAACUGCUUAAGAUAUCACUAUGGUUUAUGAUAUAGCAAUUUUCUUCACACUUUAUUGUGAUUUGUUUACUUCUUUAUGUUUCCAUUGGGAAGGAUAUUAACUUUAAAUGAACCUCAGCAGUUUUAUUUGAGCCUGUCUAUAAUAACUGUUCUUAUAUUGCUUUCUGAAUGAGUCAGCCUUAUUUCGAGAGCAGAAAUGCAGAGGUACUGCCCCAACCCAAAUGAACAAUUUUUCAUUCACAAGUGCUCACUUUUAUUUAAGGAUUUUGUAUGUUGAGCAUUAUGAUAUCAUAUAACUGAUUGCUGACCCAGGCACAUGCAUGAUAGAAAUGAAGUGUUGUAAAAAAUACUGUGAUACUGUGUAUUUCUUGUGUAUCCUGGUACGCUCAAACACAGUACUCCACACACUACUGGGAAACAUCAUGCCAAUGGUGCCGUGUGGGGUGUUGACAUCUUUCCCUUAAAUUGAAGUUCGAAACGUGUUUAUUCAUUUGUUUACAGUGAGGAACUAUGUUUGCUAUGAUAGAUCUCUCUCAGACAUUCACAAUGUCAUUUUUGUUUAUUUUAUUUUUCUUUAAUCAGCAAUGUAGGAAAUCUGUUAGUCUGUUUCUGAUUGAUUUUUUUUUUCUUUUUUGCCUUAAAUGUAGCUGGCGAUCAGGAGUUGGAACACCAUUAAUCACGUUCAACAAGGUUAAUUUGUAUUACUGAAUCAUCAGUGAAAGGAAGUGUAAUUUAAUAACAUUCUUAUUAAUAAUGAAGACUGUAACUGGAUCAGAAAUCUGUGUAUGCCAAUACGUGUGCCAGACUGUGUCAAAAAUCAGUGCAGUAUUAAUAAUAGAUUUGCUACUUCCUCUCCUUUGUUCACAGUUUGCCUUCUUCAGACAAGUGUUGCAAAAAUGCCAGCUUGUUUAUGAAUACUUUGCUUGCUAUUGUACAAGUGUCUUUCUUGAUUAUUAAAAUGUUAAAACUGUACGAAAUGUAAUUUUUCUUAAAAAGAUUGAAUAAAGAUUUUUCUUAUUUG
Pangasianodon hypophthalmus (striped catfish) is the source of this 7240-nucleotide messenger RNA. Its product is annotated as testis-expressed protein 2. Bases 262 to 3462 code for a protein of 1066 amino acids. Lineage: Eukaryota; Metazoa; Chordata; Actinopteri; Siluriformes; Pangasiidae. Gene Ontology annotation, molecular function: lipid binding. Gene Ontology annotation, cellular component: endoplasmic reticulum. The record is from RefSeq and is a predicted model, not a curated record. The transcript has 13 exons.